AUGGCUGUAUCAAAGCAAGUGAUCCAUGUCAUUGGGCUUAAUGUCACUGUCUAUGGUUUGGACGAAUACAACCAGCUUCCAAAGGGAACCCGUGUAUCUAUCAUGUUUGCUCUUCAUGGUAGAUUACAAAACCAAUCCAAAAUGGAGCCUAUUGCUCAGGCCAUCUGCCAGUUGAACGAAAAGAGAGACAAGAACGAUGCUCAUAUUCUUGUAGUUACCUUUGAUUGUCCAAAUCAUGGGAGUCGACUUGUGCACAAGCUCGCCAACUUUGCCUGGGUAGAAGGAAAGCACAAGAACCCAAAUCAUGCAUUGGAUAUGUGGAGCAUGGUGAAUUCAACAGCGAGAACAGUGACGGAAUUGAUAGAUGUGUUGGAGCACUAUAUAUUCGGUCCUCAGUCUGGUUCAUUAGUGCAAGUGUGGGGAUGUAUGGGGUUCUCAAUGGGUGGACAUGCUACAUUUAUGGCUGCGGCCAAUGAUUCUCGUAUUACUGUUGCCAUUCCUAUUGUCGGUAUCGCAGACUAUUUAGCAUUGAUGGAGUCUCGCUUAAAGGAGUCUGAUCUUUCGCCUGAAAUUUAUCUUCCAAAACCUUUCUACGAUAUGGUUUCCACAUCCACCAAGGAUUUAGAUCAGAAACUUAGCUCCAAGCAUAUUUUAAUCAUGAAUGGAGGGAAGGAUGUGUUGGUCAAGGCUGAGUUUAACGGCCCGUUGGUCAGAUCAUUACAACAAAUUCACAGUGGCAGGGAAGGUUACGAUUGGAAAUACUAUCUUGUACCUAAUGUAGGUCAUGCAUGGUGUCCAGAGAUGGUUGAAUCAAGUGUGGAGUGGUGCUAUAGAUGGAUGAUGAAGAAUUCAGUAGUGCCUGCUUCAAAAUUGUAG
This is a messenger RNA of Mucor velutinosus, 876 nucleotides long. It is a transcript of the gene ELP3, whose product is annotated as Elongator subunit. The record is from RefSeq and is a predicted model, not a curated record. Gene Ontology annotation, biological process: proteolysis. The transcript has 3 exons. NCBI's taxonomy places the organism in Eukaryota, Fungi, Mucoromycota, Mucoromycetes, Mucorales, Mucoraceae. The coding region runs from base 1 to 876 and encodes 291 amino acids. Gene Ontology annotation, molecular function: serine-type peptidase activity.